AUGGGUCAUGAAACAACACCACAGGGUAAUGGAGUACAUCUUGGGGAGGCUAUGUGUGAUAGAUUAGCUUAUGCAGAUGAUAUUGACUUUUGUGGUGAAAACAUCCAGGAAAUUGACAGAAAAAUAAGCAUUUUCAAAGAAGCUGCAAAUCAAGUUGGCCUGGAAAUAAAUGAGGCUAAAACCAAAAUCUUGAAAGUUUCAAGGCAAGAGAGGAUACUGGGUAACAUCACGUGUGAAAACAUGGAGUUGGAAGCUGUCGAAAAUUUCAAAUACCUUAGAUCAACGAUUACAGCUGAAAAUAGAGUAGAGGAAGAGGUAAAACUAAGAAUAGUAGCGGCAGCCAGAUGUGUAGUUGGGCUUUAG
This is a messenger RNA of Macrobrachium nipponense, 363 nucleotides long. RefSeq lists its product as uncharacterized. The transcript has a single exon. The coding region runs from base 1 to 363 and encodes 120 amino acids. The record is from RefSeq and is a predicted model, not a curated record. NCBI's taxonomy places the organism in Eukaryota, Metazoa, Arthropoda, Malacostraca, Decapoda, Palaemonidae.